AUGGCUAUAAACUUAGACAAAUUUAAGGCUGAUCUUCUCGCGGCGUGGAAAGAUGUUUUAGAUGAGAAAUCUGACACCGAUUGGGCCCUAUUUAGUUAUGAUGGGAUGUCAAAUGACCUUAAAUUUAUCAGCAAAGGAGAUGGAGGUCUCACUGAACUUGUUGAUGAAUUCAAUAGUGGCAAGAUACAGUAUGCUUUCUUAAAAGUGGACAUUCCAAAUAGUACAAUAUCAAAAUAUGUGCUUAUCAAUUGGCAGGGAGAAGGCGCCCCAACAGUUCGUAAAGGCACAUGUGCUAAUCACAUCAAGCAUGUCUCUCAGUUCUUUAAUGGAUUCCAUACGACAAUUCAUGCGCGGACUGAAGAUGACCUGGAUGAGAAAAUAAUCCUAGACAACUUGGCUAAAGCUGGUUCAGCAUUUAACUUUAAGUCUAAUAGAAAUGAGGAGCAGCCACCUAGCGGACCAAUUGGCACUAGUUAUCAGAAAGUUAAUCCAGUACAAGAAAUAAACUCUAAAGAACGGGACCAGUUUUGGUUGAAAGAGGAACAAGAAGAGAAGAAGAGGGUAGAAGCAGAGAGAAAACAAAGAGAAGAGGAAAAGAGGAAAGCUGAGGAAGAAGUGAGAAAAAGGGAUGAACGUGAAGCCGCUAAACGGGCACAGGUUGAACAACAAAAUAUUCCUCAAGAUAAAGCGCCUAGGACGAGUGUAAGUGAGCGAUCGGUUGAGGCUCGAGAACUUAUUGGUGCUUCGACGUCCGCUGCUAGAAAGAUGUUUCAGCAAAAUCUUGCGCAGGGACAGAUUUAUAACAAGUCUUCAAAUAUACCAGAAAAACCGGUCAGAAGUUCAGUAAUAGCGCAAAGAAUAAAUGCAUUCUCCCAAAAUACAUCUCAACCGUCGUCACCGAUUCAUACACCAAAAUCGCCGACACAACUUGAAGCCAAAGACAAUAUAACACCCAUAGAGAAAUCACCCACAGGCAAACCACCAACUCCAGCCACAGAGAAGCUAUCUAUAGACAAGGAGGAAGCUACAGAUUCGUUACAGGAGGGCCAAAAAAGUCCACUAAAGAACAUAGACAAGAUAACGAUGAGCCUGGAAACACCAUCACAGAUACAAUACGAACCGAUAAUUGAUCCCACAGAUCUUAGUCCGAGCACAGAAAACGAACCGAGCUCAUUUAGUUCUGUCAAUUACACAGAGUAUCUCGAUUAUAGAGAUUUGAAGCAAUGCGAGCCGAUGAUCAAACAGAAUAUUCUGGAAAAUGAUAUUUUCGACCCGGCUUACUCGAGUUCGAACGAAAAUGAUGAUGAUGAUUCCGAUAAUAAGUUUAGUACGAUCAAGAGGUCGCCAUACAGUAAAAAUAAUGACGCGGAGUUAAGUAGACAAAAUACUGUGAUUGAAAAUGUUAAUUAUAAAAAGGAAAAUGGGGCCACGCAUGAAGAUGUGUCACCCGAAGGUUUGGAAGAGAGCUCAAUAUAUGAAGAUUUGGAUGAUGACCCCGGUCUAACUGCAAGAGCCUUGUAUGAUUAUCAAGCAGCCGACGAAUCCGAAAUAACAUUCGAUCCGGGUGAUAUAAUUACUCAUAUAGAACAAAUAGACGCGGGUUGGUGGCAAGGCCUCGGGCCUCAUGGCGUUUUUGGUCUUUUUCCCGCCAAUUAUGUUGAAUUGAUGCCUUGUGUACCUCGCUAA
Molecule: messenger RNA, 1686 nt
Organism: Pieris macdunnoughi
Lineage: Eukaryota; Metazoa; Arthropoda; Insecta; Lepidoptera; Pieridae
Source: the annotation of a GenBank genome assembly